Messenger RNA from Pocillopora verrucosa, 1572 nucleotides. The record is from RefSeq and is a predicted model, not a curated record. Lineage: Eukaryota; Metazoa; Cnidaria; Anthozoa; Scleractinia; Pocilloporidae.
AUGGAUUCUAGCAUGAAUGGCCACUUACCUCAAGAGAGAUCUGGUGAUGAAGAAGUACCUUUAAUACUUUUGAGUUCAGACCUUGAUCGCCGCCAGCGAGCCAAAGCACUGAGUCAGCUGUCUCACCAGUCGCAAGGCAGUAAUGUCUAUGACAUAGGACAUGAUGAGGUAUCCGUAACUAUGACAACGACGUCUAAACAAAAAAUGUACUUUUCUUUUCUACUUUCGUAUAUUAAUCUGUUGGAUAAGUUAGGAAGAAGUCCACCUCACAAUGCCAUAUUGGGACGUCACGUGAAGAUCAUGGAGAUGCUCUUUGGGGCUGGGGCCAAAAUAUAUCUUCUGGAUGAGAGCCAAGAUUCACCGCUUCACACCGCAGUUCGAACUGGAGACGAGAACUUUGUCAGAACUUUACUCCGAGUUGGUCGAUGUGAUGCAAACAUCAGAGGACAUAGUUCAGGAACCGCUCUUCACAUCGCUGCUGAUAUGGACAAAGUGGCCAUAUGCAGGAUAUUGGUUGUGCAACUUUGUCUGGACAGCGGGGCCAUCAUUCGGCAACCAAAGCGUCGGGUCGACGGACCGGGCGAACUUAUUACGCAUUACGCUGACGUCACGGUAAAAGAUGUAGAUCUACGACCAUGUGUCAGAGUGGCUGUUGGACAUACAUCUACUAUGGAGCUGUUACUACAGAAACGAGAGGCCUACCCGCUAAUAACUGACAAGGACAUCACAGGCUUCACGCCAGUCCAUUACGCCGUCAAGUAUGGUCACUUUCGGAACAUUUUAUUGUUCAUGGAACGAAACAAGGCAGCUACUAGUGUGACGUCAGAUGAAAUGGAUACAGCUCUCCAUGGCGCUGCCAGAUACGGCUGGAAAGAAAUUGUCGAGGUAGUGCUGACAGGUCGCAAAACUCGCUCCACAAACUUGAAAGACAACCAAGGAAAAACAUCUCUACAGUUCGCAUGCGCAGAAGGCCAUGAUAGAGUAGUCGAGCUUUUGAUUAAGCUUGGCGCUUGUCUGGAAAAAGUAAGGGAUCACAAUGACAGAACAGCUCUACAUAUUGCAGCCAUGAGGGGCUCCAAGCGAUGUGUGCAGUGCAUUUUACAAAAUCAUCCUCAGUGCAUUAAUCUCUUCGACAAGAAUCAGAACACUGCGCUGCAUCUGACCGUCAUUCAUGGUCACACAGACAUUGUGUCAUGUUUGCUGUCGUAUUCUGAACAGCAAAUCCUCAUGAACAAGAAGAAUCACAAUGUAUUGGAUUCCACCAUAGAUGCUGAGAGGAAGAAUGUUGCACUUGCGAUAGCGAGUCACAACAGAUGGCGUGAAGUGCUCACCUCGUCUUUUUCAGGCCAUAUUGCGCAGAUGCAGAAGCCCGUGAUAAAAAUGCCAGAGGUUGCAACACGCUUUAUGGAUCAGUGUAUGACAAGGCAAGGAAACCCAGGUACUUUGCACAAGUGUGUACAAUGGAAACAUCUGAGAUCCUCCUGUGGAAACAAACCGCAUCCAUUUCAGACUAUGCAGUCAGAUUUAUUAGAUUACGAGUUACUGCAGGAACAAUCAAAGCUUCUCAAAUAG